Messenger RNA from Physella acuta, 3150 nucleotides. RefSeq names its product heat shock 70 kDa protein 12A-like. Lineage: Eukaryota; Metazoa; Mollusca; Gastropoda; Physidae. The record is from RefSeq and is a predicted model, not a curated record.
UCUCUUUUGUGUUGGGCUGGAAAUUUAAAACCACAGACCUGACGGCGGAGUGAUUGAAUGAUGGCAGAAUCGAACUCUGUCGCCAGAAAACAGUCGCCCAAGAAAAGCAAGCCCGCCCACUCAGCAGACGACCAAGGGCCGGCAACCGACGCCGGGAUGACCAUGGCGUCCACCAGACUGGACAACGAUGGCGAGGACGUGGCAGACUACCAAAUCGUCGCCGCCAUCGACUUCGGUACGACGUUCAGCGGGUACGCGUACAGCUUCGCUUCCAACAAACAGGCCAUCCAUGUCAAUAAAAACUGGGGGCAGACUCAAGGGUUCCUGCUACACAAGACGCCAACCUGCCUUCUGCUGAAAUCUGACGGUCAGUUUGAGGCGUUCGGGUUCGAGGCUGUCUCCAAAUACAACGAGCUGUCUGAAGACGAGGCUUGCACCUGCUACUACUUCGACCGGUUCAAGAUGAAGUUGUACAACAACAAGCAACUGACCACAGACAUCACCAUCACGGACGCCAACGGGAAAACCCAGCCGGCCGUGGACGUGUUCGCCCACUCCCUGACCUUCAUGAAGAAACACCUGCUGCGGGCCAUCGGCACACACCUGGGGUACGACCCCCACCCCGACACCGUCCGGUGGGUGCUCACCGUGCCGGCCAUCUGGGACGAAAACGCCAAACAGUUCAUGCGCGAGGCUGCUCAUAAAGGUGGACUCAUCGACAAGCCCAACAGCGAACAGCUGGUCAUAGCCCUCGAGCCUGAAGCUGCUUCUCUACACUGCCGGAAUCUUCCGGCUACAGAUUUUGUAGGCUACAAGGAUUCUGCUCUGUCCAAACCCAGUUUCGAGCCUGGAACAAAAUACUUGGUGGUUGACGCUGGAGGUGGAACCAUCGACUGUGUGGCCCACAAGAUCCGCAAAGAUGGCCGCAUACGUGAGCUGUUCCGGGCCACAGGCGGGGCUUGGGGCGGGACCAUCAUUGACAGACAGUUCCACAAUCUCCUGGAAACCAUCUUCGGGGAGGAGUUUAUCGCCUCCUUCUUGAAGGAAUACCCCAAGGACUUCGUCGAACUGUUGCAAGACUUUGAGAUCAAGAAACGCGGGGAGUGCGAGAGUAUUCGCGUGUCCCUGCCUUACAACUUCUGCAACUACAAGCACAACGGCGUCUCCGUGCAGCAGGCGAUAAAAAACUUCUCCGCCGAGAAAGGAAGCAGCGAUAUCAAAUUCUCCUCCGGUAAACUUGUUCUGUCGUCUGCUAAAGUCAACGCUUUGUUUAAAGACGCGUUGGACCAGAUCAACGAUCACGUUCAGUCUCUGCUGCAUAAGCCGAAAUGUAAAGACUUGCAUAAUAUAUUUCUGGUCGGCGGCUUCGCGGAAUCGUCUCGUCUGCAGACGGCCAUGCGGGAGAAAUUCGGCGAGCGGGUGACUAUUCUAGUCCCAGAGGAAGCAAGUUUAGCGGUUGUGAAAGGCGCCGUGGCUUUCGGUCACGACCCUAGCGCCAUCUGUCAGAGAAUCUGCCGGUUUACCUACGGCGUUGGGAGUUAUCUCCCGUUCGAUGACGGCGUGCACCGGGAGGACCUUCGCGUUAACUCGGACGGAAUGGACCUGUGUAAGAAUAUUUUUCAGACGUGGGCCGAGGCCGGGGAGGUCAUAGGUCACAACGAGAUCUGGCGCGAGACGUACACGCCCAUCAUCAACAACCAGAAAGGGAUCAUCUUCGAGUUCUUCCGCUCCACCUGCAAGAAGGUGCAGUACACGGACGAGCCCGGGGUGGAGAAGUGCGGGUUCCUGGUCGUGGAGAUGCCCGACCCCACGGGAGGGCGUGACCGGGCCGUUGACCUUGAGGUCAUCUUUGGGGGCACGGAGAUCAAGGUCGUUGGGUACGACCACACGAGUACCACGCGGCACGAGACCUACAUCGACUUCCUCUCGACCUAGCGGCCAGUCUAUAAAUAGCUCAGCCAAAUCGUUGUCAUGAUGUCACGUGUUUAUCGUCACGUGAGAUAACAAAAACAUGAACGUCACGUGACUUAACAGUGCCCAUUGAUAAAAAAAAAAUAACAUGUACAAAUGUGCUCUAUAUAAUAUACUGAAUCAACAAAUGAGUUUUUUUCUGUGUGGACGAUUGAAGCAUUUUAUGUGCGAAUCUGUUUUCAUUACAUAUGCAAGGGAAUGUUCUUUAAUGUGGGUUUUGUGUAUAUUCAAAUAAUAGGGGACCGAUGUAUCGAGAUUAUGGGGCUUUCAAGUCUAGUUUCGAUAUCAAACGAGACUUGCAAUUCUACUCUUGUCCCGUAGACCGUCAGGUUUGAAAGGGAACUUUACCUUGAAUCAGUCUACCGCAAACAUUCUAGUGAAAAUAAAAUAAAAGGCUGUGUAUCACGCGACGCCAUGUAAAAGUACAAAACUAAAUAACCCGCCCAUUUGUGUUCUAUAAUACGUGCAAACAUCCACAAAAGUGCUCAGCCUUUUUUCGCUAUUUUGUCUCAAGACUUCUUGUGCUUGUCUUAAUAAUUAAAUCAUGAUUAUCAUACUAUUGUAAAUACACACAUACACACACUCACACACGCUUUGUUUUACUUAGCAAACGGUUUUAAUUUGGCAACAGGCUUGGCUAAAGUAAGAGCACCUUAGCUUUCAAUGUACGCUUAUAGACAGUAGUUGACUCUCGUCGAGUUGAAUGAUGUCACUGUUUCACCAAGCUCACCCCUCUACGCGCAUGACGGUACAAUACCCGGAAGUUGUAAAAAAAAAUGUAAAAAUUCUAUUUUUGUACAAUUACAUUUUUUUCACAUUUUUCUUGAGACUUCCUCAACGGUUGUGCUAAUUAUCCUGUUGAUGAUCUAAUGACUUUCAAAUUAACAUAAUUGCUUUAUUGUGUAUGAGUUUCUUUUUCUUUCGUAAUAAAUAAAAAAAACUACAGUAACUAAAAGGAAUAUAUAUUAAAAUAUUUGUUAUCCUGAUAGUUUAGUAUAACCACAAAUCACCAAAACAUCUAUUGGAAUUCUGGUUAAUAUUUUUUAUGUUUAUAUAUCGUGUUCAGGCUUUAAAAGCUGAAACAUGAAUAUUGUACGAUUAUUGAUGAAUUUAAAUGGCUGAAAAUGUAUUUAGUUUGUUGUGUGUUAAGUAAUGAAUACACAAACCAGUAAAAAAAUA